AUGCCAAAAGACGACAGUAUCGUCACCAAGGCUGGUCUUCAACAGGGCCAUAUCACUGCCGGAAUGCAGUCAACUCCGUCCACGACUCAACAGUCGCUAGAUCAGCUCAUCGUCAUCGGUGGCUCUAUUGGCUCUGCGGAGCCGCAACCCGUUCUUUGUAUGGUCUGGUGCUAUGCGGACAGGAUCCCAAGGUCCUAA
Molecule: messenger RNA, 198 nt
Organism: Cladophialophora bantiana CBS 173.52
Lineage: Eukaryota; Fungi; Ascomycota; Eurotiomycetes; Chaetothyriales; Herpotrichiellaceae
Exons: 1
Coding region: 1-198 (65 amino acids)
Source: RefSeq, a predicted model, not a curated record